UGGGCCCGUGUGAACGCAUUAAUCAGGCAUACGUUAAUCCUUUCGACAAAUAAUGUGAAAAGGAUAUACAGCAUAAAAUAUCGAAUAUUCAAAUGUUAGACAACAAAAUUUCUCAUUAAGGAAUGUAUUAUCAUACAUUACAACUAAAGUCGGAAUUUUAUCGGGUUUAUUGAAACUUUUAAGAACUAAAUUUGACAAUAUAACAGCAGAGUGUUAUAAACUUUACCUAUAGUACAAGUAUUGAACGGCAUAAGCGAUUGAAUGUUUGGUUUCCAUGCGCGGCUUUAGAAAUGUGUACAUGGAUAUAGGCGGCUCAAUACGUGAACGGAAUACUAUGAUAUUAAAUUUAAGUAUGACAAGACAUAAAAACAUGGAGUAAACAAUAUGACCGAACAAGUCAGUGAAAAUAUUGUUCCCGAAAACGGGACUACGGAGGAAGUAGGUUUAACGUCCGCGGGCAAAGAACAGGACGAGCAACUAGAAGCAACAGAACCGCCAAUAGGGGAUGUUAAUAAUAAUAAGGAUAAUGUAAAUGGGGAUAUGGGAGCUGAAAAUCCUAAUUCUCGUACAGAAGACGCGACCGAAGAGCAUCCCGACGGUCGUGGAAAAGAAAUAAAUGAGGGUGCGGGCGAACAGGGACUAGGAAGUGGUGAAAACAACGCUGUUAUGGAAGAUGAGACCAUGAACAAUCAUGAUGAUAUUGAAGGUAAGGACCCAGAUGAUAUUGACCAGUUUGAUUCAGUGUCUAAUGCUAUAUCUCAGCACGGGAAACAAGAACAAAAGGCACAAGCCUCUAAACGACAGGAAGUUAUAAAAUUACCAAGCACUGACCAAGCACCGCCACCGGCAGUUCAUAACCCGCAGACGCCGUCGGGACAGCAGUCUCAAAAACCAAAGAAAGUUAAGAAAAGUGUGUUUGUAUCAUAUUCGCCAGAUGCUGGUUUCAUAGAGAGGAAAUUUGUUGUAGAAACAGUAAAACAGCUAAAAGAAAAUAACCUUGCUGAAGAUAUAUGGUUUGAUAAGGACGAGGAAAACACCGGAAGUCCGUGCUGGUUUUCUUUGCGUAUGGAAGCUGUUGAAAAAUGUCGAGCAGCCAUUUUGUUUUUGUCAGAUAGUUACUUUCUAUGUCCCGUAUCUGUGUACGAAGGUAAAACCUUGCUAGAACGGACUAAAGCAAAUCCUCACUCUGUUGCAAUAUUUCCUAUCAUGUUCAGUUCGAUAGAAAAAUCAGAGCCCCCAAAAGACUUCAUUCCUAUGAUGAAACAAGCUGUAGAUGUCACAGAUUAUUCUAAACUAAGUCUAGCCGAGAAAACUUCCGUUGUGAUAGGAACAAUCAUGGAGAGCUUGGAAAAAUAUGCCAUGAUGAACCUUCCGUUACAAAUACAAUCUCUUGAUACCGAUUUUACAGGCAAUUAUAAGAAAAAGAAAAUAUGCCAGUGGGACACCAGUGAUUUACAAGAAUGGUUAUUUAAACUUGGUAUUAAAGAAUUUUACCGUCAGAGUCUGGCGGAAAAUAUGGUAGAUGGAUUUUUAUUGAUGUCUCUAACUGAUCAUGACAUGAUUAACCAAUUAGGUAUAGAUAGUAGAGUGGUCAGGAAGAAAAUAAUGCAGAGUAUACUGUUGACUCUGGACAAAGAACAUAAAUUACCGGAUAACUGGCACCUUCGUGCUCGAUCCCAGAGACCGAAACCGGAUGUUGUGUACAUGAUUUACGACCCGGCUGAUGUGAGGUUGGCACAGAACAUGAAAAUGGAUCUCAGGAAAAAGAAUCUACAGUUUCCAAAGGAUGGCAAGGUUAUUCACCACGAUAGUAUAAAACUAGGAAAGUCAAAAGAAGAAUUUCUUGAGAUAAAUGGUCCACAGAUGGCGACAGCGACGCACGUGGUUGUCUUAGUAACGGAAGCGGCGGCGGCGUCACCGUUCGUUUUUCACGAGGUGCUAUUUGCUGAUUGGCUGGGCAAGAAGCUUGUGUCUGCAGUUUUCAAAAAUGUUUGGCCGAACCUGAGACAUUCACUCAAAGCUGUUUUAGGUGAAUGUCCAGCUAUAGAUUUUGAAACGAAGAUGUACAACGAAAGUCUGGACGUGCUUGAGCAUCACAUUAAGCCGCUCCGUCGGGUCCCUGGUGUCGUUCUAGAGCAGGCAUAUCUCAACAAAAUGGCCGACGGACUUAAACCACUAGAAGCACUUGCAUACUCGAGAAACGGGAUGCAGAAUAUUUAUAUUGGUGACGGUGAACCGCAAGUAUUUAUCAGUUAUCAGUGGGACAUGCAAGCUAAAGUCGAAGAUAUCAAACGAGUCCUGGAAUCCAAUGGAUUAAACUGCUGGGCCGAUAUAAACAUGGCUCCACAACCAAACCGUACACACAGUAGUAAAAGUGGACGCAGUAGCACAGCGACACAUGACGGCAGCGGUGACACGUUGCAAUCAUUGAUACAACGUAACAUGAAAUCCUCCUCCGUGGUACUUUCAUGUAUCACUCCGAAGUAUUUACAAAGUGAUAAUUGUAAAAAGGACUUAAUGCUGGCAGAGACAUUCAAUAAGCCUAUCAUACCAGUGUUAUUAAGGUUUUCCCCUAUAGAGAGUGCCCCGGACCAGAUUCGCAAGAUUUUGGCCAGACUGAGUUAUAUUGACUUAAGCAAUGAAAGAUUGUAUAAACAAAACAUUGCUGUUGUUGUGGAGAAAAUUAAUAAACAUGUGACCCAAAGGUAAUGGUAUAAUAACAAUAAUGAAUGACUAAAUUUAUACCAUGUUCGUACAAUUAUUGUGUUUUACAAUACACAGGGAAACAGAAUUCAGAUUGCAUUUGUCAGAACAAGUGUACAAGAAAAGUCGUAUAUUAAAUUUCCUGAACAAUGAAGUUAAAUUUCACAAGAAAAGGUAAUUGCAAAAACGACGUAUUUAAGCCAAUGCCUGUUUUCAAUGAUUUUACUCGUUUCGUUACAAAGAGUUUUCAAGAAUUUUAAUGGGAAGUUUAUUUUUGAUGUGUAAACGUCUGAACGUCUGUGAAAAGGGCAGAUUGCUAUAGGUAUGGCGUAGUCACAUAUAUAAAUCUGAUAUCAUGUUUGUUUGUUUGUUGCUUCUUUUCGGUGCUCUCUUUGUGUUCUUCCUGUCUUCUGAAAUAUUUAUAUAUACGUUUAAGUAUUACGUACUUAGUGUAUUGACAUUAGCGUCUUUGAGUUCCCUCCCAGUUGAGACCAGUUCUCAGUACUAGAUACUCUAUUAAUGAGCCGCGUCACGACAAAACCAACACAGUGCGUUUGCGACCAGCAUGGAUCGAGACCAGCCUGCGCGUCCGCGCAGUCUGAUCAGGAUCCUUGCUGUUCGCUAUCAGUUUCUCUACUUGUAGUAGGGUUUGUAAGCGAACAGCAGAGAUCCUGAUCAGACUGUGCGGAUGCGCAGGCUGGUCUGGAUCCAUGUUGGUCGCAAACUCAUUAUGUUGGUUUUGUCAUGACGCGGCUCAAAUUUGAAAAACUUCAUGUUUCAAGAAAAGUAUUUUAUUCAUAGGUAGAUAGUGUUAACUGCUUUUAGAAUAAGCACGCAGCUACUUUGUAUUUUUAUUUUCUUCACAUGUUAUAAACUAAAUGUAUUAUUCAUUAUUCAGCAUCUAUUGUGAACCAUCCAUCCAUCAUUUAUAUUUAUUUUUUUCUUCACGUUGUCUAUUUACAGUUACUAUGCUAAUAUUUAAACAUGCGUUUUGUCUUAAAUCUAGGGAGACUUAUAAGCUAGGUCUAUUGCAGAUUUUAUGUGUCCAUAUUUGUAUAUGCGGCGGAUGUGCACUUCAAGACAUCAAGUGCACAUCUCAAAUCAUGCUUUAUUGUAGAAUUACAGGAAGCAGAAUUCUAGAAGAUUGGAUGAAAACCAUUGCUUUGUUGAUGUUUUUAUUAUACUAUGUUGAAAGUGUGAAAAUAAACAAGUAAAUACAGUCCAAUAA
Ruditapes philippinarum (Manila clam) is the source of this 3931-nucleotide messenger RNA. RefSeq lists its product as uncharacterized. Gene Ontology annotation, biological process: signal transduction. The coding region runs from base 385 to 2709 and encodes 774 amino acids. The transcript has 5 exons. The record is from RefSeq and is a predicted model, not a curated record. Lineage: Eukaryota; Metazoa; Mollusca; Bivalvia; Venerida; Veneridae. Gene Ontology annotation, molecular function: protein binding.